GGAGCCGCAGGAGGCCGUCACUGCUGCUGCUGCAUAAUGACUGACGUGGAAAGUGUCGGCACCGAGUGAGAAACUUCGGGGCACAAGUUGAGAGCAGAACCCAGCGCUUCCGUGUGAGCUUCUUGUGGGUUUUUACCCCCCUCUGAGCGCAGCACCAUGAGUCUGGACAAAGCGGAUCUGUGUGAUUCGCUGUUAACCUGGCUCCAGACGUUCCAGGUGCCAUCAUGCAGCAGCAAGUACGACCUGACAAGCGGCGUGGCCAUCGCACACGUUCUGCACAGAAUAGACCCCUCUUGGUUUAAUGAGACAUGGCUAGGCAGGAUCAAGGAGGAGAGCGGGGCCAACUGGCGCCUCAAGGUCAGCAACUUGAAAAAGAUUCUUAAAAGCAUGCUGGAAUAUUACCACGAUGUGCUCGGUCACCCAGUGUCUGAUGAGCAUUUGCCAGAUGUGAACCUCAUCGGAGAGAUGGGAGAUGUCACUGAACUGGGCAAGCUGGUGCAGCUCGUACUGGGCUGUGCCGUCAGCUGUGAGAAGAAACAAGAGCAAAUCCAGCAGAUAAUGACACUUGAGGAAUCUGUCCAGCAUGUUGUGAUGACAGCCAUUCAGGAGCUUUUAUCAAAAGAGCCUUCAUCAGAACCAGGAAGCCCAGAAACCUACGGGGACUUUGACUACCAGUCCAGGAAGUAUUAUUUUCUUAGCGAAGAGGCGGACGAGAAGGAGGACCUGAGCCAGCGCUGUCGAGACCUUGAACAUCAGCUGUCAGCGGUUCUGGAGGAGAAGUCGUCCCUCCAGGCAGAGACCCGCUCCCUGAAGGAGAAGCUGAGUCGCAGCGACUCUCUGGACGCCUCCACCACUGCCAUCACUGGCAAGAAGCUGCUGCUGCUGCAGAGUCAGAUGGAGCAGCUUCAAGAGGAGAACUACAGGCUAGAGAACAGCAGGGAUGACAUGCGUGUGCGAGGGGAGAUACUGGAGCGAGAGGUGACCGACCUGCAGCAACGAAAUGAAGAGCUGACCAGCCUGGCGCAGGAGGCCCAGUCCCUCAAAGACGAGAUGGACAUCCUCAGGCACUCGUCUGACCGGGUGAACCAGCUCGAAGCGCUGGUGGAGACGUACAAGAGAAAGCUGGAGGAUCUGGGUGACCUGCGUAGACAGGUGCGCCUCCUGGAGGAGCGCAACACCGUGUACAUGCAGCGCACCUGCGAGCUGGAGGAGGAACUCCGCCGGGCCAACGCUGCCCGCAGUCAGCUGGACACCUACAAGAGACAGGCUCAUGAGCUUCACACCAAGCACUCGGCAGAGGCCAUGAAAGCUGAGAAGUGGCAGUUUGAGUACAAGAACCUCAACGACAAGUUCGACGCCCUUCUGAAGGAGAAAGAACGUCUGAUCUCAGAAAGAGACACGCUACGGGAGACAAACGAUGAGCUCAGGUGCGCACAAGUCCAGCAGAGGUGCCUCAGCGGAGCAGGAAGCUUGUGUGACAAUGAUGUCGCAGUGGGAAGCCUUGCCUCAGAGAUAAUGCCUGAGCUCAAGGAGACAGUGGUGCGUCUGCAAAGUGAAAACAAGAUGCUGUGUGUCCAGGAGGAGACCUGCAGACAGAAAGUGGUGGAGGUUCAGGCUGAGUUGGAGGAGGCUCAGCGCAGCAAGAAUACCCUAGAAACUCAGAACAGGUUGAACGAGCAGCAGAUCUCAGAGCUGCGUUCUCAGGUCGAGGAGCUCCAGAAAGCACUCCAGGAGCAGGACAGCAAGAACGAGGAUGCCAUCUCCUCCUUGUUGAAGAAAAAGCUUGAGGAACAUUUAGAGAAGCUCCACGAAGCCCACUCAGACCUCCAAAAGAAAAGAGAGGUCAUCGAUGACCUGGAGCCCAAAGUGGACAGCAACAUGGCCAAGAAGAUAGAUGAACUCCAGGAGAUUCUGCGGAAGAAGGAUGAGGACAUGAAGCAGAUGGAGGAGCGAUACAAGCGCUACGUGGAGAAGGCGAGAACGGUGAUCAAAACUCUGGAUCCCAAGCAGCCGCCGGUGACGUCGACUCCUGACAUCCAGGCGCUGAAGAACCAGCUGACGGAGAAGGAGAGAAAAAUCCAGCAUCUGGAGCAUGACUAUGAGAAGAGCCGAGCCAGACACGACCAGGAGGAGAAGCUCAUCAUUACUGCCUGGUACAACAUGGGAAUGGCGCUGCAUCAGAAAGUGUCCGGCGAGCGGCUGGGCCCGUCCAACCAGGCCAUGUCCUUCCUCGCCCAGCAGCGGCAGUCCACCAACGCCAGGAGAGGACUGACACGACACCACCCAAGAUGAGACGCCCCGGGGCAGAAGAGCAAACGAAGCAAACGCGAGGUGGAUCUGCUCCGCCUGAACUCCCUGUACCUCUGCCUUCAUGCCUUCACUGGAUCACAGUUGUUUUUCGUGCUGCUGCUGCCCCCUGCUGGUGCUUCACGAUACGAGCCCCAGAGCGGAGAGGUACCGCUGACCGGAGUAGGAAGAGCUGUAGACCUGCAAAAAAAGAGGCUGUCUCACCUUUUAAGGUGAUGUUGGUUUCCUCUGUAGCCUCCUGGACUCACUCCUGUUUCUUUUAAUGUUUUUUUUAAAUAUGUUUUAUGUUAGUCGGUACAUUGUGGUAGACGAGGGAGGAGUUAUUAGGGGGAUUAUAAUUACUACUAGAAGUGCUGAAGAAGACAUUAAGCUACACAGACUGUCCCUUUACCUCCUGAUUCAUUAGAGGACUCAUCGUCACAUCUUGAAUUAGUUAAUUUUCUUGUAGCUUUUACUUUUAUCUGAGUUUUUGUUUGUUUGUUUGCAAGAUCAUGAAGGCGACUUUGAUUUCUUUUGUCUUUUUUUUUUCUCUCUAAAUUUUAAUCAUCUAAGAAUUUUUUUUUCACAUAAUACACCAAAGCACUUUCUCUGGAGAAGGAUGGGUUCAUCUGGUGCCUCACAGAACACUUAAAAUACUCAUUUUAUGGAUGAGACUGAAGAUUGAGAUACUUGCAGUGUCAGCAGUGUCCUCCCUUUUUUUUUUUUUUUUCAAGCAUAAAUGGAUUUUCCUUAAAAAUUACGUCACACUGCAGGUUCAUGUUCAUAAUUCUGGUGAUAUAUGACUUCUGCAUAUUUUUUUUCCCCCCAUUUAUCGCCUAUAAAUGUAAUUAUUAAUUAAGACUUUUUUUUUUAUUCCCAUCCUUCUUCCCAAAGAUUUGAAACAGGGUGUCUGGUUGUGGGUUGGACCUAACUGCACUCACCACUUUAGACUGAGGAGGCCUUCUGGUUGGAAGCAGAAAAUGAGCCCCUAACGAUAAUGACACUAAAAACGAUGACUCAGCUGAUGGCUGUUUACUGCUGCUAGGCCUCAUUUACAGUUUAACUGAACUGGAAGGAAAUGUUUUCAUCAAAACGCUGGAAUUUCUUUUGUCGUCUGCUGACUGGAAGUCGGCGGCAGAUAAAAAAGAGCCUGUGAUAGAUGUUUAUCAAACACUUGUGACUGCCUUUUAUUCACUACUGGUUCAUUUUUCUUUAGUUUGUUUUAGCGCGUCCCAUGUCAGAGCUGCUGCUUUGUGACUUUGCUGUUAAGUGUUGGUGCUACGAUCUACGCAGACCAGAGUCUUUGUGUUCACACGUGUUUCUACUGUCGAUAUUUAUGGUGUGAAGUGAUGAUCUCUGCUCCACAUUUGCAUGGCGUGAAGGGGUUUAAUGUUUGUGUCAUAAUGGUCUCGGUAGAUUGUAGCACGCGGUGCUUGACGCGGGGAUCCGAGGCGAGUUAAACAUUUGUAGUUGUCUCUCUGUUCUACUUUUGCACUACAAAUAAAUGGGAUCUUAAGAUAA
Stegastes partitus (bicolor damselfish) is the source of this 3807-nucleotide messenger RNA. It is a transcript of the gene hook2, whose product is annotated as hook microtubule-tethering protein 2. The coding region runs from base 157 to 2292 and encodes 711 amino acids. Gene Ontology annotation, molecular function: microtubule binding; dynein light intermediate chain binding. Gene Ontology annotation, biological process: cytoplasmic microtubule organization; cytoskeleton-dependent intracellular transport. Lineage: Eukaryota; Metazoa; Chordata; Actinopteri; Pomacentridae. The transcript is spliced from 23 exons. The record is from RefSeq and is a predicted model, not a curated record. Gene Ontology annotation, cellular component: cytoplasm; centrosome.